AUCAAAUUAAAUGCAUCCUUCUGGUUUUCCCAUCUCUUUACAUUCCUUUGACCUAAGAACUCUUCUGGGUCGGUCCCAGCUCUCGACAAGCCUUUAGGCCUAUGUCUAAUCUAUUCAAAUAUUUUUUUCCAUGAAAGUUGGUGAGAAAGCCUGAAAGGCUGAGAAAUCGCGUGAAUUGAUUUGACCCAGAGUGACUGGAUACGUAUACCCAUUGUAUAUAUAUCCAUCGGGGUUUAUUAAUAGCGUAGCCUAUCACAUGAUUCAUGCAAUCUUCCACUUUCACGCUGUUGCUGUGAGCGGAAGAAGAGGCGUUUGCUCUUGCUUUUCCUUGCGCUUCUUCUUUCAUCUUGCCAGUACUAGCAAGUAGUAUAUAUAAAUGUAUGUGUGUGUGUAGUAGAGAGAUGAUGUUGUUGAUUAACUCUUGUUUCAAAAAACCGGCCUGAUUCGCAUCAGAUUUCUUAGUCUUUUCUUUAUCAUUCGGUCCUGUUUCUGCAUUGAUUUCGGUUAUGUUUAUAUAGCGGUUUGGGUGUUUUGUGUGGGUUUUGUGAUUGGGAUAAAGUAAAGUUUGUAGUAAAUUUGCAGCUAUGAUGCCUCCCGAGGAUCCUUAUGAUGGUAAUCGGAGUGGGCCUGUCACCAGAACGGCUUCUCCUGCCAGGACCGCCAUUAAUAGACCUGCUAUAGAAAGCAGUCAUGUUCGGGACUUUGAUCCGGAUAAAGAAGAGGGCCAAGAUGAUCAGCAUGUCAGUGUAACUGAAACUGCUGUAGAGCUUUGUGAUGUUGAGAGUAAUAUAGCUGGAGGACGGAACAGUGCUCACCCGCUCCUGCACAGGCCUGUUUACCGUGUUACGCUUAAGUUUGAGGAUGUGGUGUACAAGAUAAAACUAAACACACGAAUAGGUUCAUGUUCCAAGGCAAAUAUGGAAAGGAGGCCAGUGGAGAAGACGAUUCUGAAUGGGCUCACUGGAAUGGUACGCCCAGGCGAAAUUCUGGCCAUGUUGGGCCCAUCUGGGAGCGGUAAAACUACGCUUCUGAGCGCCCUGGGCGGGCGUUUGGAAGGCAAGGUCUCAGGUUCCAUUCUCUUCAACGGCCAACGCUUUGCCAAAUCCAUGAAACGGAGGACAGGCUUCGUCACCCAGGAUGACAUUCUGUACCCGCACUUAACCGUGAGAGAAACUCUGGUUUACGCAGCACUGCUGAGGCUGCCGAGGGGCAUGACAAAGCAGCAUAAGAAAGAGCAUGUAGACGCCAUUAUUGCUGAGCUAGGGUUAAGCAGGUGCAAGAAUACUAUCAUCGGGGGACCCCUUUUGAGGGGUGUGUCGGGAGGAGAAAGAAAGAGAGUUAGCAUUGGCCAUGAAAUGCUGACAAAUCCAAGCCUUUUACUACUGGACGAGCCUACCUCUGGCCUCGAUUCCACCACCGCUCAGAGAAUUAUAAAGACAUUGCACAGCCUUGCUAAAGGUGGGAGGACUGUCAUUACCACAAUCCACCAGCCUUCCAGCAAUGUUUAUUACAUGUUUAACAAGGUUAUUUUGCUGUCUGAGGGGAGUGCUAUUUACUACGGAGAUGCCUCGGCCGCCAUGGAUUACUUCAAAUCGAUUGGACUCUCGCCCUUGUUUCCCACAAACCCUGCCGAUUUCAUGCUUGAUCUUGCCAACGGAAUUGUGCCUGAUCCAAGGCGCGGCGAUGCUUCGACGGAACUGCUGCCAGAGCCGCAGGCGAAGACUGAAAUGGAGGAUCAGAAGAACGUAAAGCAAAAUCUUUCUGUUCAGUACAAGAGGAACCUCGCAAGUAAAAUAAAGGCGGAGCUAAAUUCUGUGGAUAACUCCAACAAUGGAGAAAAGCAUCAAAGAUCGAAAAGCGAGAAGAACGAGUGGGAGACAAGCUGGUGGGAACAGUUCUGCGUGCUGCUGAAGAGAAGCUUAAAGGAAAGACGACACGAGUCCUUCAGUGGGCUCAGAAUUUUUCAAGUGUUGGCAGUCUCAAUCCUCUCAGGCCUGCUAUGGUGGCAGAGCAAAACUUCGGAAAUCCAAGACCAGGUUGGUCUGCUGUUUUUCUUCUCAAUAUUCUGGGGUUUCUUCCCUCUUUUCAACGCCAUAUUUACAUUCCCACAGGAGAAAUCAAUGUUAAUAAAGGAACGAUCCUCUGCAAUGUACAGACUGUCCUCCUACUUUUGUGCAAGAACAGUGGGAGAUCUGCCAAUGGAACUCAUAUUGCCCACUGUCUAUGUGACCAUAACAUAUUGGAUGGGGGGCCUCAAACAUGAAUUCAGCACCUUCAUUUUCACAUUGCUAAUCAUCCUCUACAAUGUCCUGGUCUCCCAAGGCCUUGGCCUCGCCAUGGGUGCAGCUCUCAUGGACGUAAAGCAGGCAACAACACUCUCCUCUGUGACCAUGCUUACAUUUCUUCUUGCUGGAGGUUACUACAUACAGAACAUUCCUCCCUUUGUAGCCUGGUUAAAAUACCUAUCUUUCAGCUAUUACUGCUAUAAGCUCCUCGUAGGUGUUCAGUACAGCAAAAGCCAAACAUAUGAGUGCUAUAAUGGCAGGAGUUGCAGUGUGGCUGAAUAUCCUGCAAUAAAGGCUGUGGGGCUAGACAGCGAUUCGGUGGACCUUAUUGCCCUGGCUAUCAUGCUUGUGGGUUAUCGCUUGCUAGCCUAUGCAGCUCUGAGAAGAGUAAAACCCAUUUCAUCCAGAAGCUCUACCUAAUAAUUUAAGUCAAAAGCCUUAAACUUGUGGUCUUAGAUUGAUUUUAUAACUGUAAAAUCAACCGGACUCAACCCAUGGAAGAGCACUUUUAAGCAAUUGACCUACUCCAAGUCGUUUUGUUAUAAACCCACUUCUUUUUCAGGCCUUACAAACUAUUACACUUGCAUUCCAAUAUUGAAACAUGCACAGUACUAUUUUCUAGUGCCCCCACAACAAUAUUCAUACAUCCAGAUGCUUUCGUUUUUAGUACUUUCGUCUGUAAGUUAUCAUCUAAGGAAAAUCAAUUGCUAGAAAAAGCAUGGAAACUGUUGAAGACCUACAAGUAAAUUGUAGGCCCAGUGCCAUUUUAUGUUUGUAUUCUAUUUUGAAAAAUGGGGAGGACCCAGUAACUACAAACUCAUAAUUAUACUUUUUGAUUGCUGAGAUCUCAAAUUCCCCCAUUGUCAUGCCAUCAAUUAUUGAUAAUAAGAGAGGAAGUUUUUAUA
This is a messenger RNA of Cryptomeria japonica (Japanese cedar), 3190 nucleotides long. RefSeq names its product ABC transporter G family member 14. The transcript is spliced from 6 exons. Bases 585 to 2705 code for a protein of 706 amino acids. Gene Ontology annotation, cellular component: membrane. Lineage: Eukaryota; Viridiplantae; Streptophyta; Pinopsida; Cupressales; Cupressaceae. The record is from RefSeq and is a predicted model, not a curated record. Gene Ontology annotation, molecular function: ATP hydrolysis activity; ABC-type transporter activity; ATP binding.